Molecule: messenger RNA, 3044 nt
Organism: Aspergillus pseudotamarii
Lineage: Eukaryota; Fungi; Ascomycota; Eurotiomycetes; Eurotiales; Aspergillaceae
Product: F-box domain protein
Exons: 1
Coding region: 691-2892 (733 amino acids)
Biological process (GO): SCF-dependent proteasomal ubiquitin-dependent protein catabolic process
Cellular component (GO): SCF ubiquitin ligase complex
Molecular function (GO): protein binding
Source: RefSeq, a predicted model, not a curated record
UACAAGAUUUCUCGACUUAUUGUCCAACUGACCAGAUUCUCUCCCCCUUUUAGUUCUCUUCAAGACUCUUUGCAUCACAGUUAUCCGUUUUCGAUUUUUUUUGGCCGUUCAUUAACCGUGUGGAUGAUGCUCAAGUGACGUACCUAUACAGACCCAGGCUUUUCUAUUCCUUCAGUUCCGACGACGACGUCCGUACGCUGGGGUUUCCCGCACUGACCGAGCCCCCGGGUUACGCGGUCCAGAGGUCCCAUGGUACAAGUCGUACAGAUCUUAGCCGAGAAAAACCACAACGCUAUCUGUCCCUUGAUUCUUCCUCUUUCUUGGUGACCUUCAUUCUUUCUUAUUUGUGUUAUACUCUGUCCCUCUCACCCUUUGCUUCACCCUACGGCCUUCAUAUCCGCUGGAACGGACUUUUUGGCGUUGGCAUCGGGCUCACGUGCUGCCAUUGCAUUCAAAACAAUAUACUUCGGGAACCGGGCUUGGAAACCGUCACUAUGAUCACGAUCUAAAACCCAAAUCACAGGUUGUCCUUGCGCGAGUUUGCGCCCGUCGUUGAUAGAAUCUCAUUUUUGGUCGGCUGUUUAGGUUUUGCAAUUUUCGGGGCAUCUUCAAUCCAAGAGUGUUCGGAAAGAACUCAAAACAUCUGCUGGACUGAAAGAGGCUCUGGUAUUUAUAUACGCCAUCUACACCAUGGCUGCUACAAGUACCGACAGGAUUACUCCUGUAUCUGGAGUAGCCUUACCGGUGAGUCCGGCCUCUUCAGCAGGCCAGAUACCCUUGGAUCAACCUCCAAAACUCAAAGGACGACAUAAAUUGCUGCAAAGCCUCCAACGCAUCUCAUCGAGCCCCAGUCUGAAACGCGGCCGCUCCCAUUCGACUGGCUACCGCCGGGAUGGAAAAGCUUCAUUGUCCUGUGUCUCGCUAGGACACUCCGCAUAUAAUCCUUGCCUCGGUAACGGAAGCUCAUCGCAACUCUAUGGGGGAUUGAAUGUGCGCCCAAUGACUUCUGGUCAGGCUGGCCCAGCAGAAGAACAUGAGGGAAAUGCUCGAAUCCGUCUUGUUGGGUCCGACUCACCAAAUACUGCUCAGUCAAGGUCAGUCCCUGUGCCGACCGAGCUGAGACCAGGUUCCCUUGGAUCGCCGCUAGGAAGUACCGAUGUAAUCCAGGAAACUGCUGUCGUUCAGCCCGCAUCGAAGCCCAAGAAGGCCUUUGAUUUCUGGGGAAGCAUGCCCGGAGAGCUCAGAAUGCUGAUCUUUAGCUAUCUAACUCCCCGGGAAAUUGUCCGCUGCGCUGUCGUCUCCAAAGCCUGGAACAAGAUGUGCUUUGAUGGGCAGUUGUGGGCUGCAAUUGACACUACAGAUUACUAUCGCGAUAUCCCUAGUGAUGGUCUCGUGAAGAUCAUCGCAUCUGGCGGCCCAUUCGUCCGGGAUCUUAACCUCCGUGGUUGCGUUCAGUUGCGAGAGAAAUGGAAAUCUGAAGGCAAGCGCAUUACCGACUUGUGCCGGAACGUUGUUAAUUUCUCCCUCGAGGGCUGCCGUAUCGAUAAGACUUCCAUGCAUUAUUUCCUUUUACGAAAUCCUCGUUUGGAGUACAUCAAUGUCUCGGGAUUGAGCAGUGUAACGAAUUCGGCCAUGAAGAUCAUUGCUCAAUCAUGCCCACAGCUUGAAAUUCUGAAUGUGUCUUGGUGUUCGGGCGUGAAUACAAAUGGGUUGAAGAGAAUCAUUAAGGAAUGCCCGAAGUUGAAAGACCUGGGAGCCAGCGAAAUUCGCGGCUUUGACGAUGAGGAGUUUGCGCAGGAACUAUUCAAACGAAAUACCCUGGAACGCCUGAUUGUCAGUCGCACUGAUAUUACUGAUGAGUGCUUGAAGAUUCUCGUGCACGGUAUUGAUCCCGAAAUGGAUGUGCUGCUCGAUCGACCCAUUGUACCUCCUCGGCAAUUGAGACACCUAGAUCUGCAUCAAUGUCAUGAUUUGACGGAUAAUGGAGUGAAAAGUCUCGCUUACAAUGUUCCCUACCUCGAGGGCCUGCAGCUCUCUCAGUGCACCGAGCUUAGCGACGACUCUGUUAUCGCUGUCAUCCGUACCACGCCUCGCCUAACUCAUCUUGACAUUGAGGAUAUCGAAAGGCUCACCAAUAGCACCCUCCUAGAAAUCGCAAAGGCGCCGUGCGCCGAACACCUAGAACACCUUAACAUUAGUUACUGUGAAGCCCUCGGUGACCCUGGAAUGCUUCAAGUUAUGAAGAACUGCCCUUCUCUCCGCUCUGUUGAAAUGGAUAACACUCGAGUUUCCGACCUUACUUUGAUGGAAGCCAGCUACCGUGUCCGCAAGCGAGGUUACGGUGAAGACCUACCUCGUGUUGGUUUGCGCUUGGUUAUUUUCGACUGUGCCAACGUUACUUGGGCUGGUGUAAAAGAGGUUCUUUCAAGCAAUGCCUAUGUUCCACGUUCUCGCAAGUCGUUACAAGCUACAUCAGCUAUAUCAGUUGUAGCACAGGCUGUUGUACCUCACGGAUCGACAGAUACAAAGACACUAAUUACAUCUUCUAUCACACCCCCACCACAGCCUUCGGUAUACCCCAACGAGAUCAUCCAGCUCAAAUGUUUCUAUGGAUGGCAGAUGACAGUGAACGAGCAUAACAAGCGAGUCCUGAGAGGGGAUCUUGCUGCCGCAAACCGUCUAGAUCGGAAAUGGGCUGAUUACAUGAUGGCUACGGAAGAAGCAGGUGCGGCAGGUGCUGGUGCUAGAAGAAGACGGCGUCGAGCUCGUGAAGCCGAGAGAAUCUACAAUGCUGACGAUGAAGGUGACGACGCCUAUGGUGCUGGGGGCAUUUCCACCCUUGGGGGAAGACGCAGGAGAGCACACAGUGGUGGGUCCUGUCUCGUCAUGUGAGGAAGUCAUUUUUCGCUUUUCUUCUUCUUUUCUUUACCUAGUCUUCACGUUGAACACAAAGCAUCUACAAGCGUGCUUGUAAAGAUGUCUCCGUGUGUGAAAACUCAUUCUUUCAGCUACGAGGUUCUGGCAACCUUGUUGAAUGCGUUUGC